Molecule: messenger RNA, 538 nt
Organism: Trichomonas vaginalis G3
Lineage: Eukaryota; Parabasalia; Trichomonadida; Trichomonadidae
Exons: 1
Source: RefSeq, a predicted model, not a curated record
AUGUACAGAAUAGAUGUUUCAGAUUUUUAUGACUUCCAAGCGUUCAGAAAUAUGUGUCCAUUUAGAGACUAUAACAAAGCAGUCGAGAAUUUGAAACGUUUAGUCAUUUAUGUCGACUCUGCCCCAGAAUGUUAUGUCAUGAAAGAAUGGGAUGUUGUCUUUAACAAACCUAAAGCGACAAUAGUUUCAGAACAAGAAUGUAAACAGAAACUUAAGAAAAUAAAAGUCGUACAAGUUGGUAUGAAGAUGUUAGAUGCUUGGGAUAUCUUAUUGUCAAAACUUGAAGAUUUUUCAGUUCGUGGUAUAAAGUUCUAUACACCAUCUCCAAACUUCUAUUCUAUCUUCACUGGAUAUAAAUACGAACAAGUAGAAUGGAAAGAAAAUGUUAUAGAAGCUUGGUUAGACCAUGUCAAAGAAAUUAUAUGCAAUGGAAACGAAAGAGUCUAUGAGUAUAUCUUAUGUUGGUUUGCAAACAUCUUACAACAUCCAAGUGCUAAAAAUGAAACUGCUCUCAUCAUAAUUGGAAAACAAGGAACAG